AGUCUCGCGAAUUUCAUUCAAGAAAAGAGGUUGAAAAUUAAAUGCUCCUCGUUGCUAUAUUUUCUUUUCAUUCAUUUUUUAAUCUCAUUGUGAAAUCUUGAGUAAAAUUUAUUUGGAGGAAUAAUCUUCAUUUCGUUUCAAACGUGCAUUCUAAAGAAGUUGACUUGUCAUCAUGAGUAGUGAAAUCGUAAAAUCAAAUAAAAUUGCGGAGAAAUUAAGGAAACAAGGAUUUGAUUCAAUGCAAAAUGGAGAAAUUUAUGAAGCGAUUUUGAAAUUCAAUGAAAGCUUGUGCAAUGCUGAGUCUGAUACAAAAAUAAUGAGAACAAUUUAUGCCAAUCGAGCUGAAACAUAUUUCAAACUUAAGAUUUAUGAUAAAUGCUUAAACAACAUUCAACUAGCGAGAGAUCAAAAUUGUCUUCCAGACAAAAUGAAAUCCUUAGACGACUUGCAGGAAAAGUGUUUGGAAGAGUUUAAUGAAGAUCAGACGACAAAUGAAAAUCCUUGGGAUUUCUUUAAACUUUCUUAUCCUGCCAACAAAAGACUUCCCUUUGUAGCUGAUUGUCUUGAAGUGAAAUGUGACAACAAGUAUGGUCGUCACGUUAUCACAAAUAAACCUCUGAAAGUUGGUGACAUUCUUGCAAUCGAAGAACCUUUCUUUAAGAUUGUUAAAUCUGAUCCAGAAGACAAUGAAUAUCCAAUGGCAAACAUCUACGUCUAUUGUGCAUACUGUUUAAAUGACAACCUAAUGGAUUUGAUUCCCUGCACUGAAUGCUUAACGACGAUGUUCUGUUCAACACGAUGCCAACAAGAAGCAAACAAAAGUUUUCACAAAUAUGAAUGCAAUUAUUUGGAAUUUUUAAACAACACUGGAAAUUGGCGAAUGCCAUUGCGUAACUUCUUUCAUUCAUUAUCAAUUUGUGAUGAUUCGAUUGAAGAAUUAGAAAAGUUGAUGAUUGAAAGUGACAGUGAGUCACCAACUGUGUACAACUACGCGAUGGAUGAUCAGAGAGAUCCUGAUACAGUGAAGAAUCAUUUGAAAUGCAUGAUUGGAUUGGCAAGAAGAGUUGUCGUUACUGUUAGAAAUUUCAGCGAAUUUUUCACUCAUCAUCCAUUGCUGUCAAGUGCAUGGUGCACUCAUCAAGAAUUUAUCAAGAAAUUUCUCAAAAGAAUGAUGCAAAUCGAGAUUCUCAACUUUCAUGGCAUCAAAGGACGAUCACUUGAUAGAAACAAUCCUUACCGAAGUUCUGUAGGUGACGGCGGUUAUGCAUUCUGUUCAUUAUUAAAUCAUUCAUGCUGCUCUAAUGUUAUGAGAAUCGUUGUUGAAAAUCGAAUGGUGGUGAUUGUUGAACGUCCUAUUAAGAAAGGAGAACAAAUUUUUGAUUGCUACAUUGGUGAUAGUUUUUACUUCAAAACGAAAAAUUCACGUCACAUGGAAUUGAUGGAUUAUCAAUUCAUUUGUGAUUGCGAAGCGUGUACUUACGAUUUCCCUGAGUUAUUGACCGGAGCUUUGCAAGCAUGUGACAAAACUCUUCUUCAUUACGCACAACAAGCUUACAAUGAAUUACGCAAUCCAAAGAAGAAGCUGACACCAAUGGAAGCACGUGAAUUAGCUUUGAAAUAUUCGAAAAUUAUGCAAAGAUGUUAUCGUGAAAAUAAUUACCCGUGCAGGGAAAUCGUGCUGCUUGAGCUUUGUACAGUUAAAUGUUUUUUAAUGGCUUCUAAAUCGAACAUAUCUUUUCCUUAAUGAACUAAAAGAAAUAAACAAAAUAAUCUCACCAUGUAAAUGUUUAUUUUUUUACUAAAGUUUUGUGUAAUAAUUUUAUGGAAAUACAACUGAAGGCUGAGCUUGUUUGAAUAGAAAGUUGGCAAUGCAUCUGAGUAACAGACAAAGUUCAAGGCAUGGAAAAUUUUGAUUAUUUUUCUCCAGAAUGUCACAACAAUCACGAAACUUUUUAAAAGCUUGAUUAUGUUGAAGUGUUAACAUUUCAUCGUCAGUUUUCUUAGCGAAUUUCAGUAGCUUCGGAUCUUUAAACUUCAACAUUGGUGGAGUUGGAAAGUUUUGUGUGCAAGCUUCACAGUCGCAUGCAAAUCCGAAAUCUUUAAGAAGAAUUUCUUGACGUUCCUGCUUUUGAUGUUGCAGAAAAGAUAUUCUGUAAUUAUUUAAUUAUUUUUAUGUUAUUGAAAGGCAAAUAAAGACAAAUGAAAUUACUUGUAACAA
This is a messenger RNA of Clunio marinus, 2218 nucleotides long. Lineage: Eukaryota; Metazoa; Arthropoda; Insecta; Diptera; Chironomidae. The record is from the annotation of a GenBank genome assembly.